Messenger RNA from Coregonus sp. 'balchen', 7115 nucleotides. Lineage: Eukaryota; Metazoa; Chordata; Actinopteri; Salmoniformes; Salmonidae. The record is from the annotation of a GenBank genome assembly.
AUGUUUUUUGUGCAGAAAGAACGGAAGCUUUUGCAGGUGAAGCGUUUGGAUCUGGACGCGGCAAAAACCAGGCUAAAGAAAGCCAGAGUCGCCGACGCUAGAGCAGUGGUGAGUGGACUAUAUACUGUCCCUUUUGUUUCAACACACACACACACACACACACACACACACACUCAAGUCUGAAAUGGGUGGUAAUAUAGCACAGUGUUAAUUUGUAGAUAAUAAAUUACUAAUAAGAACAACAUCAACAAAGAAACCUUGUCAAGAGAGACCAUGUUGGACGGGUGAAAGGUAUUUGGGCGUAGUCUGCUAAGUCUCCUGACACACACGUCACUAGACUGAUGCACAACGCUGUGGCCUUGGUUACACAACAUUGGCUGAACCUUCCCCCCCUCCAUGACACACUGUCACAUGGCUCGCUAUGAGAAGGGCCAGUUCCUAAUUUCUAUUUCUCUGGAGCUCCUCGCUCUCUCGUCCACCAUCCUGUUUUCCUGUAGCUCUCCUCCUCCUGUCCUCCUAUCUAGCCCUGUAAGUCCUCUCCUCUGUGUACGUCUUCUCUUUCUUGCUACAUGUUCAGUCUCCUGCAUGUCACAUGGGUGGCUGAAGGCUGGUUGCCUUUUCAUUAAUGUGAAUGCAUGGCCUGUAUCAUUGAAACUGUAGUGGAAUAGUUUCUAGGCUAAUGCUAACUAGUCUCUACCAGGCCAGGUACAUGCAUACUCUAAUUCAGGGAUCAUCAACUAGAUUCAGCCGAGGCCCCAUUGAGGGGAUGGUCCGUGGGCCGGAACAUAAUUACAAAUCAUUUGUCUACUGCAAAUGAACCGCUAGAAGCCCAAACAGAUAUAUUAGACUAAAACAUAAUCAUUUCAAACGUUGCUUACAUUUCUAUACGAUCACAUAUCUCUAAUAUGCGUGGGAAUACUUUGGAACAGAUUUCCAAAAUUAAAAUCACUUGGCACUGAUUUGCUGGUGUUUUGUCUUUUGUGUCCAACAUUUAUUUUCUCAGAAAACAAGUACUUUACUGACAACACUUAGCCUAUUAUACAAUAGAACUGGAUGUCAAAUACUGUACUACAUAACAGCUUGAAACAGGCUUAUUACACUACAGUAUCUAAGGUAAAAGGCCCAUGUAAAGUGGUGUGCCCUCAUCAUAUGGUGACUGUGUAGGUCUGCCUUCUCUUGUGAUCCACCCUUCAUUAUCUAGUUAGCACUAUACCUUAGCUGUGGCCUUGGUUUCCCUGCAAGCUUUGUUGUUACCAGUCUAACUGAUAUGAUCUGAUGUCAUCAUGACUGACUGAGUGACCAUGUCCUUCAGAGAAUUGAGCUGUUGACUGUUACAACAGACGCAGCACAUUACCAAACUACGAAGUGUGACGUUGUGAAACAACAAGUAGCAGUGAUGGUUAAAAAACAUAUCCUCGUGAUCCGCAUUAACAGGGCAAUCUGGGAUUCAAACAUCAGCAAAGUGGUCAGUCACCCCGCCAAUUUUUUGUAAAAAGAUGGGCCUGGACAAAUGUUGUACCAAUCCCAGAUUGCCUCUUUUUUUUAAGGUAACCAGCUAAACUAAAGCUGCAUUUAGCCUAGCAUACUGUGUGUAUCUAAGUUAUGUACUGUAGGAGGCCUGAGUCAAUUUGUUGGGACAGCUGUCUGCUGUUUCCCUAAAGGAUGUCGACAACAGCAAGAGAAGGCCGCUUGGCGUUUGUUGUGAAACUGUGUCAUGUGGUUGUAGUACAGCUUGUGUAUCAGUCUGUGGAUCUGUGAAUGCUAGUGAACUGACAUGCACUAUUGUGUGGUGUAGUCAGACUAUUGUGUGUGGUAGUCAGACUAUUGUGCUGUGAUGGGAUAGUAGGCUAUGUUGUGUUGGCUGUUGACAGGCUAGAGAUAGUAGGCUAUGUUGUGUUGGCUGUUGACAGGCUAGAGAUAGUAGGCUAUGUUGUGUUGGCUGUUGACAGGCUAGAGAUAGUAGGCUAUGUUGUGUUGGCUGUUGACAGGCUAGAGAUAGUAGGCUAUGUUGUGUUGGCUGUUGACAGGCUAGAGAUAGUAGGCUAUGUUGUGUUGGCUGUGGUGUCGCAGCAGCUGUAGCUCUAAUAGAAUGACUCUGUCACUGUUUCACAACGCGCUAACGAACAGAUGUGGCCAUAGGAAGUGACCGAGGUGAGUGGAAUGUUCAGCAGCCAUGUUGGAACUGAGGACCAGAACGCCUCCUGCUGGCGUCAUGGUCAGCAGCUGUUUGUGUCAAUCAGUCUCUCUCUCUCUCUCUCUCUCUCUCUCUCUCUCUCUCUCUCUCUCUCUCUCUCUACUCUCUCUACUCUCUCUACUCUCUCUACUCUCUCUACUCUCUCUCUGGAAUAAUAAUGUAAAGCUGGAAGGAACAGAGAGGUCCAACACCAUUGUCAAUGUCACAGUGGCCAUCAGUCAAUGUUUAUGGGGCUUUUCCUCUGCAUGCAACUGCUAGAGUGAAAUGAGCCAGAAGAAUAUGCCAAUUGUCCUCUCUCUGCCUGAUAACUCCUGUUCCUGAACUACACAGAGGCACCACACAGCAUAAUGAAAAACAAAGGUUGUCCUGGUUUCACUUGGGGUUGAAAUAAAUGGCCUAAACUUCCUUUCGCGGUCUUCUUCACAAACGGGUUCAUGAUGCACAAUCAGUUGCUCCAAAACAUACUUAUAUUAAGCUGGUUUACCUUUUUUCAUCCCUGAAAGGUGUGUUGUUUUCCUGUGGCAGACAAGUGUUUCUGUGCGUCUGUGAUGACAGUGUGUGUUGUUUUCCCCCCAGGCAGAGCAGGACCUGAGGAUGACCCAGAGUGAGUUUGACAGACAGGCGGAGAUCACCAGGCUGCUCCUGGAGGGGGUCAGCAGCACCCAUGUACGUACCCUGACCUCUGACACCACGACAACCCCACGACCCUGUGACCCCGCAUGACCUCAAUCUGAGUUUGUCUGAAAUGGCAUCCUAUUCCCUUUUAUUGUGCGCUUCCUAGCGGAAUAGGGUACCCUAAAAGGAAUAGGGUGCUAUUUCAGACAGCCUCUGCCUGUCCCUGCACACAACCCUCCAUGACCCUAUGACGCCAGCAUGACCUAGAUUCUGUCUAACCCAAAGGUUCAACUACUGUACCAGCAUGCAUCUUUGGUUACAUUCAUAAAUACCUGUUUGUAGAGGAGAGUUUUCCUGUUGGUAGACAUGCCUCUCUUUCUCCCCUUUCUCUCUGUCUCCUUCUCUAUCACGCUUUUUCUCUCUUUACAAUAGGCACACCACCUCCGCUGUCUGACUGACUUUGUAGAGGCCCAGACUACAUACUAUGCCCAGUCUUACCAGUACAUGGUAGACCUCCAGAAGCAACUGGGGAGGUAUGUUUACCUACUCUGACAAAUCAUCUCCAUCUAAGUGUGUGUAGUUUAUUCUACUACAGUUUUGUUGGCACAGCAUUACAUAUAUUUCUAAAGUGUGGUUAGGUUUUUUUUUUUUACCAGUGCUACUCCUCUUCUUUCCCCAGCUUCCCGUCUACGUUCUCCUCCAACAACAACCAGUCGUCUAGUAGUUCUGGUGGGGCAAGUAUCUCAGUACCCACCAUCCCCUUGUCUGCCUCCAUGCCCAGCCCCUCUCCUGGCCGGGGCUUGUCAGGCUUCAGUGAGCUCCGGAGCUCCAGCGGCAGCCGCAAAGCCCGCGUUCUCUACGACUACGAUGCUGCCGGCAGCAGUGAACUCUCCCUGCUCGCUGAUGAGGUGGGUAACAUGGGACUGGGGUUGAGCACUUCUCAAAGCUUUAAUGGGCUCUGGUUUUGGGCAUGCCUUUCCAUCUCUCUGGUUUUUCUUGCUCUCUCUUUGCCUUUUAGCUUUCUCUUCCUCCAUCUCUCCUUCUUUCUUUCCGUCCCACCUUAUCUCAUGCAAUUGUUUGUUCCGACUUCAACAUCUGAGGUUCUUGCUGAUGAGAUGUGUUUAUUGCAUUGCUACUAUUGGACUGCCUGACUGAGAGGGAGCGUGUUCUGUCUUGUAUACGUCCUGGUCCAGGUCAUCAUGGUGAGCAGUGUCCCAGGCAUGGACUCUGAUUGGCUGAUGGGUGAGCGGGGUGCCCAGAAGGGUAAAGUGCCCAUCACCUAUCUGGAGCUGUUGAACUGAUCAGAGCGGAGUGCUGUCUGUAUGUGGGAGAGACUCCAGAGAGUCCAGACUGCGGGGCCAAUAUUCAUAAUGCAUCUCAGAGUAGGUCCUAGGAUCAUUUUUACAGUUUAGAUUAUAACUAUAUGGACAGGUGGGAUAUGAUUACCUGAUCCUAGAUCAGCAGUCAUACUCUGAGACGCUUUGUUAAUACAGGCACCAGGAUCCAGAGGAAAGCAACAAGCAAGCCCAGAGUAGUAGAGCUGGGAGCUCCUAUUUAUACUGUCGACCACGGGAUGGGGUCUGCUCCAUGCUCAUUCUGUCAAUUCAAUUAAUCAGGAGAAUUGUAAGUCAGUUAAAAACAUUGUGAAUUUAAUUUCAGUUCGUCAAAGGAAUUGGAUGGAUUGAAUUGGAACUGACCCUAUCCCUGCCGUGCCAUGUACAGUAUGCAACUAACUAUGUUUAUACAAGCCGCUUCGAUGCCUGUUUUUCUCUCAAUGCAAUCUUAAUUCAAUAUGUGCCAGACUUUCUCCACAACCUUCCAUAUGUACAACCAAACCUUUUGUUUACAAUACAAUUCAGAUGGUGAUCUUAAAGUGCUUUUUGAUGUGAUUUCUUUCUACUCACUGCCAAUUAUAGUCCAGUUUGUAAUAUGGGUGAAAUGCUAGGCAUGUCUUUUUUAAUAUUUUUAACAAGACAGAAAAGCACUUAAUUUGCAUAGGACGACUGAAAGUUAAGAUUCUUUUAUUUUUAAGUAUUAUUUUGUAGAUCAUAAUCAUAUGAUCAUCUUGAAUUGUAGCUACUGGUUGCCUUUUGACAGUUACACAGUGCCUUAUGUGAAACUGACAGACUUCCUCAGUGGAACCUUAACCAUGACAGAAUCAGGGCUAUAAAGUUCCAGGAAAAUUCCAUUAGAUUACAGUGUGCAGUUAGAAUGGGGAAGGUCUUAAAUUUCAUUAAGGAUUGUCUGGCACGGCUAGGAGAGGCAUGUGCCUCUGAUACUGUCUCAAUCUGACUGAGGUAUCUGGAGAGAUGUAUCGCUCUCUGAUGUAGGGGUGGGUUAAACAGUACAGUUAACCCUGUAAGACCCUGUUAUAAAUGCCAUAACUGUAGCUACCCAGUAAAGUAUUUGUUAAUAAGAAACCAUUUCAAACAAUCCUAUUUCUUAAUAUUGACCCCUAAUCUAUAUUUUAUUUACAUUAUCUGAGAAUUAGGGACCAACAUUUUCACUGUCAGCAACAUUAUUUUAGGAAAGCACAUCGACUUUAGGUAAGCCUUUUUAUUUCAUUCAUUCAGUAGUAGCAACUCUCAAGGAGCCUCAGGUAUUCUCUUACUGCUUCUGAUUUGAUUAUACAAUAUGGUUAAUUAGUCAGUUUAAUAUGGGCUGUCCUCAGUGCUCUGCGGCAUGUGGCUAGGCUUUAUGUUUACUUUGAUGGGCAACAGUGCCUUAAUGGAAAGCAAGAGGUGGUCUUCAUUUUUUCAGUACUUACAUGUAGUGUGUAACCAACCAGAUGCCCCCCCCCCCCCCCCCCCCCCCCCCUCCCCCAACUCCUAUGCACGCACGCACACACACACCAAUGGAGGCUGCUGAGGGGAGAACGGCUCAUAAUGAGGGACGGAAGGUAGCAAAUGGAAUGGCCUCAAACACAUAGAAACCAUGUGUUUGAUGUAUUUGAUACCAUUCCACUGAUACCGCUCCAGUCAUUACCACAAGCCUGUUCUUCCCAAUUAAGGUGCCACCAACCUUCUGUGACACACAAACACAAACAAACUAGUUCAUUGGGGAGGUUAAAUUAUAUAAUGGCUUAUUGCUGCUUAUUGUUUUUUGUUUUUUUACUGUAAUCAUAGAAUUGUAAAGAAUAUAUGCAGUAUGGUAUUAAAGUAAUAACAUUUUGCUUGACCGUCUCUUGUUUUUAUUCAUAUUAACAUGUCACAUUAAGGGAGUUAGUCCUUUUUGUAACCACUACAGGACAAGCUUGUUGUGACUGCUCUGUGAUGACCCUAUGGUGAGGACCAAGGGUCAAUCUCAAUUAUACCCCAUGUCCUCUCCUCGCCUCCUCAAAACGCACUAGAGGGGAAGGUUAGAGGUUCCUCCCCUUGGGCCUUCUGCUCCAAUGCGUUUGGAGAAGGAAGCGAGGAAAGAGGACAUGAGGAGUCAAGGAAAUUCAAAUGAGACCAUAACAAAGCUGUCAAGAACUUGUUCUCCAUGGAUAUUCAUUAGCGUUCUGCACAACUUAUUACAACACAUCCAACUGGGCACAAAAUAAAUAGGGCCAAAUGAUCUUUUGUCCCAGCGGCAGUAAGGCUUUCUCAAUGUUUAAAUCCACAUGUAGGACUACAGCUAACAUUGUAGUUUAUAUAGUGUUAUGUUGUGUACAGAUGAAACAUUGAUUGCUCACGAAUUGCACUUUUUCUACCUGUAUUUAUUGUCUGUAUAUGUCCUUAGUCUAUCUUCGAUUGUGUUAUGUAUGCACAGAGCUGCAACCUACAUUUCCCCAUGGGGAUAAUGAAGUUAUCUUAAUUUAAGAUUAUAUGCAUCUUUAGGCACUAUAUAAAGGUCAGUACAUAAUCAAGGUUCAUCCUGCUUGGCCUUGGCACAUGAUUAAUUAUGAACAAAAAAUAUAGAUACCGGUAUAUUGUCAGGAUUCAUUUAAUUUGUUUAACUUUAAGGUCCACUUACACCAAUACAAUGCUUGCGUCUCAAAUGGUACCCUACCCCAUAUAGAGUGCACUACUUUUGACCAGAGCCCUUAGGGCCCUGGACAAAAGUAGUUCACCUAAUAUGGAAUUGGGUUCCAUUUGGGAUGCAGCCUAUUAAACCCCAUGGUUGAAGCAAACACUAUUGUACACUAGUAGAACUGUUCUCUUUGGUUGCAAUCCACCAGCCUGUGAUUGAGUUCAGAGAGGAGAAGGUUAAGAGGAAGUGGAGCUCAGAAACCUUUCCACUUCCAGUGUUGCUGCCCAUUACUCAUGCUCACAUGCAGAGGCCCAGAGCAGUGCAGUUCCUUCCCAAAACUAUGAAUGUGUAA